Candidula unifasciata is the source of this 334-nucleotide messenger RNA. The record is from the annotation of a GenBank genome assembly. Lineage: Eukaryota; Metazoa; Mollusca; Gastropoda; Stylommatophora; Geomitridae.
CUCUUUGAUUCCAAACAUAGUUAGUGAGCAAGCUGGGAAACGCAAUGCUACGGCCACAGAUCAUUUCAUCUGGCAGACACUGGAGUCAGUGUGCAUGAAAAGACACCAUGAAAAUACAGCCAUCAAUGAAACAGUAGUGAUGUCUGUUGGACAAUUUGGGAGGCUAGUGGAUGGCCAGCUGCUGGGAUCUGUCAUUGUUUGCCUUCUUCAAAAUCACAUCAGUCAACAACCUGUUGCAAAGGCACUGGCUUAUGAAGAGCUGCAAAACAUGGCAAGUUUCAAGGGAGAAUCUCUACAGCAAAUAUACACACGGUUCAAACCAAGUAUAAUGAAG